This is a messenger RNA of Cervus elaphus (red deer), 1041 nucleotides long. RefSeq names its product BLOC-1 related complex subunit 8 (gene BORCS8). The record is from RefSeq and is a predicted model, not a curated record. NCBI's taxonomy places the organism in Eukaryota, Metazoa, Chordata, Mammalia, Artiodactyla, Cervidae. The transcript is spliced from 6 exons. Bases 81 to 440 code for a protein of 119 amino acids. Gene Ontology annotation, cellular component: BORC complex.
AGUUUCGUACGGAAAGUUUAGGCUGUUGUCUCUACCUCCAGACUUCCGGUUCCGGUCCUCGGAAUAGGGCCGUGGCUACUAUGGAAGAACCCGAGAUGCAGCUCAAGGGGAAGAAAGUUACUGACAAAUUCACCGAGAGUGUCUACGUCCUGGCCAAUGAGCCGUCUGUGGCCCUGUACCGGCUUCAGGAGCACGUGCGCCGCUCUCUGCCUGAGUUGGCCCAGCAUAAGGCUGACAUGCAGCGGUGGGAGGAGCAGAGCCAGGGAGCCAUUUACACCGUGGAGUACGCCUGCAGUGCCGUGAAGAACCUUGUCGAUAGCAGUGUCUACUUCCGCAGCGUGGAGGGUCUCCUCAAACAGGCCAUCAGCAUCCAGGACCACAUGAACGCCACAGCCCAGGGCCACAGCCCCGAGGAACCGCUCCCACCCUCCUCAACCUGAUCCCGGAAGAGACUUGGAGGUGCUCCGGCCCCUCUGACCCAGGCCCAGGGCCCUACACACAUCCCCAUGUUGCAGAAGAGGAAACUGAGGCUCAGAGAGGCAAAGCAGGGUCAUCAUCGUGACUGGAAAUGCCGGGAUUCACACCCAGACCCUCUAACUCCCAGCACUUCACCUCUUCUCUUGGCCCCCCCUAGGAUCUUGCUUCAGAUGCCCCCUCAUCAAGGCUCCCCUGAAGCCCUGGGGGUACAUCUCAGAGCUCACCUUGACCCUCAUCUCUACGCCCCUAGCCUGACCAAAGCUGGACUCUUUGACACAACCUUGUGGGACUUGGCAGGGACCGAAGACCAAGCAAGUGUGGCCAGCGCAUCCCUCCUGCCUCUGGGCCAGCCAUGAACGUUCUGAGACUUUGCUGCCCUUGGAUCCUUCCCUGCCCCUCACUGGCCCUGGAGGUGGCCAUGGCCCCUUGGACCAGUAACUGCUGCCACAACCACACACCUGCUGUGUGUCCAGCUGUGUGCCGGGUACUUCGCAGUGGUCACCUUUCAUCCUCAGACAGCCCUGUAAGGGAGAUGUCACCCCAAAUACAGACGGCGGAAGAGAG